GUUGCGGAUGACGAUGGUCGCGUGAUUUGUCCCGGAUGGCUCAGAAUCUCUGGAGGACAUCAAUGAUGGCCGCGAGUGCGUCAACUGCGGAGCCAUGUCCACCCCGCUGUGGCGGCGCGAUGGUACAGGCCACUACCUCUGCAACGCCUGCGGACUCUACCACAAGACGAGCAAAGGGGGGCGGCCCGUCUUCAAGGCGCAGAAGAGACUCCAGCAGCAGCAGGCGGUGUCACGCCGGGCGGGGCUGCACUGCGCCAACUGCCGCACCGCCACCACCACGCUGUGGCGGCGCAACGCCGACGGCGAGCCCGUGUGCAACGCGUGCGGCCUCUACAUGAAGCUGCACGGGGUGGCGCGACCUCUGAGCAUGAAGAAGGACGCGAUCCAGACGCGGAAGCGCAAGCCCAAGGGCGUCGGCGGGAGCGGCAAAGCCAGGGCCGCGCUAGUGGGCAUGGCAUCUCCCGUGGAGCACAGCUCAGCGGCGCUGUCCCCCCACUCGCGGGCUCACGCGCUGGAGCUGCCUCCGUUCGCUCCGCCCGGCUUACAGGACUGCAGUUCCCAUGGAAGCCCUCCCGCACUGGGCCUGCUGAGGAUGGAUGGUGCCGGAGAUCCUCACUACCCUCACCAUCCUCACCCCGCUCACCCGUGCAGUGCCAGCUCGGGGCUGCCUGGGUCCGGCCACCUCGAGUUGGGAGCUCCGCUCCUGAGCCGAGACGGCACCUGGUGCGCCCUGGCCCUCGCCUGACCUGGCCUCGGCCUCGCCUGGACAGGCCCCUGCUGUGGCCUGCCCGAGCCUCAUCUUUUCCUGAUGGGGCCCGCUAGUCACACUCGUGAAAUCAGGCCUGUGCAGGUCCUGCCCUUGCCUGAGCUGGCCUUGCCCUUACGAAGUUGGGCCGUGCAAUCGCCUAACCCAGGCCCUCUACUCCCGGUCCCCGGACCAGGCCUGACUUUCGUUCCUGCCUCAUUGGGCCUUGUCCCCUGGGCUGAGUGGACCCUCGAACUUUCCUCAUGAUCGGGCCUUACCUAUGCCCAAUUAGGCCUCUCACCUCUACCGGUCCCUGUGUGUGUGUGUUGUUGAGCAAACAUUGGCGAUUGCCACGUGGACACGCUGUGACAGGGGAGCGGGGGAUGCGAUGGACGUGUCCAAUUUGAAAACACGAACUGUGAACGAUCAGCCAUGCAUUGACGUCCGCUUACCCAUAGAACUGCUCCAUAGAACCUUCGACUAAAACUGAGCAAAGGGUGACUCUCGAAAAACUUCACCACAUUGGGGCUUUCCCUCCUCAGCGGUGACCGGGAAUGACUGUGAUGAAGCCAAGCGGGAAAGCCACUGCUGGCUGCCUGCGAGUUCGUGUUCGUGAAGAUGCAGCAAAGAGUGAAAUGUGAUGGGAUGGAACCGCAGCAAGGGAAGGAGGGAAGAAAGGACGUUAGUUUGCAAGCACCUCUCCUUGGACCGCAGAGAGCAGCGUUGCUAUCUCCAAUUAGUACGCUUGGCUACGUACGGUGCGAAAAAUGUUCAAGACGCCCUGGGAAGGCUGUCAGAUCUUCCACGGCGGCAGCGGCCGUCUCCGACAAAGAUGACGAUCCUGGGAAAACCACGGGGACGGGCGGCAAAACCCGAGCCGAUGGGGGAGUCGACACGGGAGAGAGGAAGACGCGAGCCGAAUUACGGCAAGUUGAUGGUGGUGAAAACGUGGACACAGUGAGGAACAGAAACUUUGAAUGCCCCUAACACCGACACGCCACCGACACACCACCGACACGCCAGCGGACGGGGGCGGCGCGGUGGGGGAAGGUUCCACUAUGUUUUUUCUGUAACAUUCUUUUUAAAAGAUAGCACAGGUAAAGGCGCAGCCCUGCAAUGCCGUUGCUCGCAAACACUGCUGGCGAAAGGGGGUGCCCCCUCCCGCUAAAAGAGAGCUCUAGAGGGGCCCCCCCCCCCCCCCCGCUCUCGAGUGGUGGGUUCCCAAUCUCUCCGGGAACCGCCACCGCACUCGCCAGCUGUCGGGGCGAAUGUUCGCAUGGAGCAACCAAUGGCGCGCGGUGCGGGUGGAGGCGUGGUGCAACCGGCGCCAGCGGUCGGUUGCUUUGUAGCACCCACCGUGUUGACGAGUCACGAACGGCUGCACGUGUGUUUCGGCGAGCGAGUCAUCGUCGGUAUCUGCGGCAGCGACCGGCGGGGGUCGCGCUUCCCACGGCCCCUGGCAAGUCCCCAGGCACCCCCCCCCCUGUGAGCCGCUGCUCUGGAAUCUGCAAUCUCUGCAAUGGUGAUUGGGAACUGCGCUCUUUCCGCUCGCUCAUUGUAUGUUCCGUAAAACGUAGGGACCUCCGGUUGUUCGUCUCUUUUCACGUAGACUAACAAUAAUGCCGUCUAUCCAACAAUAAUCUGGCGAUUGAGCAGCGUUUGUUUAAAGAGGCCUGACUCUGCUGAUGAGAAAAUGAAGGUCAAAACCGCCGCUGAUGCCAGAUAACGUUGGUUUGGAAGGGCCGUAAGCCAUGGGAGAAGUCAACUUUAUUUUUUUAUAUGGAGAGACAGAACUGAGGACUAUUUAGUCUGUUCUUUUACCCGGAACACUCCACGACUAUGCGCGAUGAGUUUUGUGUAAUCUGUCAGAGUUUGCUCAACAGUUGACCUCCACCUAGUCCACCUCCUCCUCUGUCAAUCGGUUCCCCCUCUUGCUGCGCGCUCCAUGAUUAUUUAGCCGGAAGACUCCGCCUGCGCGGCUUGAGCGAUAUCACGACAUCUCCGCUAUGGGCCCUGGCCCUCUCAACACUCCGCACACAGUGAGAGAGAGACAGCAUCCGCCUCGCGUCGGUAGACCACCCGGCCAGCGGUGGUGGUGGUGGCGGUGGCGGCACCGGCGGCGGUGGUGGCGGUCGCGAUCAGUUGUGAAUCGAUACACAGUACCAGCCGGCAAUAAAACCAUUUUU
Molecule: messenger RNA, 2931 nt
Organism: Petromyzon marinus (sea lamprey)
Lineage: Eukaryota; Metazoa; Chordata; Hyperoartia; Petromyzontiformes; Petromyzontidae
Source: RefSeq, a predicted model, not a curated record